GAAGAAGAGGCUGCGGAGGGAGCGCUGACAGACGAAGAAGAAUUUAACGGUUCCCGGUUCUUGAACCGCCGCAGCCUCCAUCGUGCCGGUGCUUUACAAACGGCUUCGGACUCGACUGUAGCACCGGUCAAACCGGUAGCUGCCGCACUGACUGCUCCAUGCUAACUAACCGCGAUCUGUUUCCGACGAGAGGCUAGGUGCUAACGACCCGCGUCAACAAGGAGCAUUACUCCCGCAGAAGACCAAUGGAGGGUGGCUCUGAGGUGAUGGAGGACCUUGAUUUUCGAGGGGUUGAGUUUUCUGUCAAGAUAGAGGUGGACAAAGGUUUGCUGAUGGUGGAAAUCUCUGACUCACUGACAGCAGAUCAGUGGAGGGGGGAGUUUGAUCCAGCAUACAUUGAGGAUCUCACUCGGAAAACUGGCAACUUCAAGCAGUUUCCCAUUUUCUGUAGCAUGCUGGAAUCUGCUGUGAGAAAGAUGAGCGAUUCUGUUACACUUGACCUCCUGACCUAUUCCGACCUGGAGCUGCUACGUAACAGAAAAGCAGGAGUGGUUAGUCGUACUCGCGGCCAUCAGCAGUCGUCUGCUCUCACGGCCAAAAGAUAUCUAAUCCUCAUAUACACUGUGGAGUUUGACAGGAUACACUACCCUUUACCCUUGCCCUAUGUUGGUAAGCCUGACCCAGCUGCCCUGCAGAAGGAGGUCAGAGCCCUGAGGGCGGAGCUUAGCGCGCUCACUUCUCAUGGAGUUAACAAAUCUGCAGACCUAGAAAUACAACGGCUACGAGCAGAGCUGGCUCGGGUGAAAGAGGAGAAGGAGGCUAUGACCAAAGCUCUUGAGCAACUGCAGAGGACCGCAAGUGGUUCCCCAUCUGGACGAGAGGACUGGAGGGUUAGAGAUGUGGCGAGGACGCUGGAGGAACAGCUUGUCAAGGAGAGGGCCAAAAGUCAACGCUCUGCAAGCAAGAGAUGCCAGGAGCAGAGACUCCUAAUGGAGCAGGUGGACCUGUUGGAGGAGCUGAGAGAAUCAGAGUGUGCUCUCCGUGUACGUGUCAAGAAUCUCACCAGUGAACUGGCGGUGCUACGGAGAGGGUUAGACAAUCUAAGCGCGCGUGUGACUCCAGUGUCCGGUCACAUCAGCUCUCGGGUUGAUGGGGAAAUCUAUCGCUCUCUCUCCCGUGAGAGAGGAUCAAGGUACGGGACGGUCAGGGCUCGCUCAGGAUCCAGAGAACGGGUUUACGACAGAGUGCAAAGGUCAGAUGAAAGAGGAAGAAGAGCGGAUUCCUCAGGACCACGUGCUUGCAUAUCCAGGCCGUCCCCCUCUCCUACUGGCUUACGGGUACCACGCUUUGACCCGACUGCAUACAUCCAGGACAGACAUCGCAGACAGAAAGAGGCAGAAAAAAAACAAAGGAAAGUACGGAGAGAUAUACAGACCUCGCCCAAUAUACCUGAGAGGGGGCGUUCACGUUCCAGAGAUGCGUAUCCCCAGAUGGUCCGGUCUGGCAGCAGAGGCAGGAGUUUAUCUGUGGAGCGGAGAGGGAGCAGGAACUCCUCUGAAGGCUCCUUAGUGGACAUGGACGAAAUGGCCAAAACCCUGUUUAGAGGAAGAAAACCGACUUACAAUUACAAAGGACCCAGUGCGGUGAGUGACAUGGUUAUUAAUGUAACUCUGGUACAGAAUGAAUCGCUGCUCUCUUAUUUGUUUGUGCAUUUUACAUUUCUUACUGCCAACAAAUACCAUGAAAAGACACCAGAACAACAAUGCAUGGCUCUUUUUAAGUGCCUUAUUCUUUUAAUGUGCAAUUUGUUUCUAGUCAAGAGGAGGCCUUUUAACCAGGAAACCACGUUGUAGUACUCCAACACAGAGAAUGAAAGAAAAAGAGAGCUCCAUACAUACGGGUGCUGAGCUGUCGGAGAUCGACGCCAGGCUGCAGGCGCUGCAGGACUACAUGAGGGACCUGGACACAGGACAAUAACACAGCGCUAAGCUCAGGCUGUGAAACACAUCAAGCUUCCAACAUGAGUGAUGGGUUCACCUGUGUUCAUGUGAGACACCAAAUCUCCCACUGGAGGAUCAGACUUACUCCACUUCAGGAAAAUACAGCCAUCUCUGUGAAGGACUACCUUUUGUGGACUGAACUUUUUUUUUUAUAUGCCAAGAUUUUACGAAUUAACUUAAAAAUAUGACGUUUUAUUAUUUCUACAGCCUCGAAAACUGAACUACACAAGUCUGGCUGCCUCUCAGUCUGAAAAUAUUUAUAGUUGAUGUUUUCUCAUCUUUCUUAUUUCUCGUCUUCCUUAUCUUCAACAUGCAGCUGAUGAAGCUGUUUGACACUCACUGCACAUCUUUUUUUUUACCUGAAUUAUUUUCAGAAUUGCAGACAGUUUCGUCAAGUUGUUUUCAGUUCUAGUCUUUUGUCCUUGUUUGUGCAUGUGUGCGCGUAAUCUCUACCCUUAGAGAAGUAUCCAACAUUAACAUGUCGUUGAACCUGUAACGGACUUGUUUCUUCGACGCAGUGCAUGCUGGGACACACUCCAGCUGCUGCUGCACCGUGAAACGCAGGAACCAAGUCAAUGACAUACGCAACUAUAUUUUGGAUUUCACUACAUUCCAAUAUGGCUAAAUGUCAUUCAAACUGUAUUGUCAUCAGUUUGGUUUAAUUUUGACCUUGAACUCAACAUUAUCACUGUUUUACUAUCAACCGAUUAUGACAUUUAACUUGUUGAUCUGCAUGGUGCAUUCAAAUAGUGUAUUUUCUAUUGUUUUAAAGUAAAUGGACCUAUUUUCCUUUUUGAUUUUACACCCCAAACUAAAGCAAAAGCUAUUUUUAAUCUUGGAUCAUUUGUAAUACCCAUCAAUGUGUUUUUUGUGAUGGUAUAAAUACCUACUUUGUGUUCACACUAACUGUUACUCAUUCCCAAGUUGAAUGCUUUUAUACCGCUUAAAACUCUUAUUUAUAAGAAAGUUCUUUGUGUAAAGACUUUUUUUUAAAGCGCAUGCAUCCCCUCCAGACCUGUACAGUUGUGUACACACUGUUUCCCUUUGCACUGGUGUCCGCUGAAGUGAGGAGAAGCCUUGAAGGGUUUCACCAGCGCAGCAGCUUUCAUUAAUUAACAAAUAAACUUCCUCUCAGAGGAACGAUGCAGCGUC
Platichthys flesus (European flounder) is the source of this 3152-nucleotide messenger RNA. RefSeq names its product coiled-coil domain containing 61 (gene ccdc61). Lineage: Eukaryota; Metazoa; Chordata; Actinopteri; Pleuronectiformes; Pleuronectidae. The record is from RefSeq and is a predicted model, not a curated record. The transcript is spliced from 12 exons. Gene Ontology annotation, cellular component: centrosome. The coding region runs from base 246 to 1853 and encodes 535 amino acids.